Molecule: messenger RNA, 7327 nt
Organism: Engraulis encrasicolus (European anchovy)
Lineage: Eukaryota; Metazoa; Chordata; Actinopteri; Clupeiformes; Engraulidae
Gene: map1b
Product: microtubule-associated protein 1B
Exons: 7
Coding region: 1-5949 (1982 amino acids)
Biological process (GO): axonogenesis; regulation of microtubule depolymerization; microtubule cytoskeleton organization
Cellular component (GO): microtubule; synapse; neuronal cell body
Molecular function (GO): actin binding; microtubule binding
Source: RefSeq, a predicted model, not a curated record
AUGGCGACGCUUGUAGAAUCCGCAGAAAUUACCGAGCCGUUAUGCGGCAGUACCUUGAAGAUGUCGUCCCAGUCUCCCUCCAGUCUCAACUACCGAUUUGAUGACAGCAGAUUUUAUCUGCUGGUGGUGGUCGGCGAGAUUGUCAGCGAGGAGCAUCUGCGGUGUGCCAUUGCGGACAUUGAAAAAGGUAUCCGAUCAUGGGACACCAACCUGAUGGACUGCAACCUGGAUCAGGAGCUCAAGCUCUUCGUCUCCCGCCACUCAGCACGCUUCUCCGCCGACGUCAGAGGCCAAAAGAUUCUGCACCACAAGAGCAACGUGCUGGAGACUGUGGUCCUCAUCAACCCCUCAGAUGAAGCCCUCAACACUGAGGUGCACCUGAUGGUGUCGGACACGGCGCGCCACAAGCUGCUGGUGCUGGCUGGCCAGUGUGUGGAGCGGACCGGGGAACUCAUCCUGCAGUCCGGAUCAUUCUCCUUCUUCAGUUUCAUCGACAUCUUCACCGACCAGGAAAUUGGCGAACUUCUCACUAGCAUCCACCCAGCUAACAAGGCAAACCUCACACUGUUCUGCCCUGAGGAGGGCGAAUGGAAAAACUCCAACCUGGACAAACACAAUCUCCAGGACUUCAUCAACAUGAAGCUGAACACCCCUCUCAUCCUGCCCGAAAUGGAGGGCCUGUCCGAGUUUACCGAAUACCUGUCAGAAUCAGUGGAGAUCCCAACGCCAUUCGACAUCCUCGAGCCCCCAACUUCGGGUGGCUUCCUGAAACUGUCCAAGCCUUGCUGCUACAUCUUCCCCGGAGGCCAUGGCGACGCGGCACUCUUUGCCGUGAAUGGCUUCAACAUGCUGGUGAAUGGAGGCUCGGAAAGGAGAUCCUGCUUCUGGAAACUGGUGCGCCAUCUUGACCGUGUGGACUCAAUCCUCCUGACUCACGUCGGAGAUGACAACCUGCCUGGCAUCAACAGCAUGCUUCAGAGGAAAAUCUCAGAGAUAGAGGAGGAGCAAUCUCAGGGGUCCUCAGGCAACGGCGAUUGGCAGAAAAACAUGAUUUCGCCAGACAUAGGGAUCGUGUUUCUCAACAUGCCAGAGAGCCUGGAAAAACCAGAGCCAAACCUUCGGGUGCGGAGGAAUAUUGAUGAAGCCACAACUACUCUUCAUUAUCUGAAAAAGUUGUCACUGACCCCAGAACCUCUACAGCGAGGUACAGGAAACACGAUUGAACCCAUCAUACUCUUUCAGAAAAUGGGGGUUGGAAAGUUGGAGAUGUAUGUCCUUAAUCCAGCGAAGAACAGCAAGGAGAUGCAACACUUUAUGAAACAAUGGACAGGCAGCGAGAAAGACGUGGCCUCAAUACUGCUACCCAGUGAAAAAGAGUCAGAGCUUCCUGUCUCUUACUUAUCCUCCAUCUCCUCACUGAUUGUGUGGCAUCCAGCUAACCCGACAGAGAAGAUUGUGCGUGUGCUGUUUCCGGGCAAUGCCAGGCAAAAUCAAAUUCUAGAAGGACUGGAGAAGUUGAAACAUUUGGACUUCUUGAAGCAACCUAUUGUGACACGAAAAGAGCUUUCAGCAAGUAUGGCACCAGCUCUUCAGCAAGCAAAGUUGAAGCAUAAAACUGAUAGCAAAGAGAGUCUCAAGUCAAUCUCAAAGCCAGCCACAAGCAAAGUGCUGAAGAAGCAGUCUAAAGAUGAGACACCAGUAGAGAGGACAAAGACAGCUGUAGAGUCACGUGAUGAACAUGUGCAACAAAAAGAAAAAACACCAAUGAAAAAAGAGAAGCCAAAACCUCAAGAGGCAGCAAGAGCUGAACAGACUCCAGAGAAAAAGAAAGCAGACAUUAAACCAAAAUCUGCUGUCAAGGAAAAGGUUGUCAAGAAAGAGCCCAAAAAAUCAGUUGAGAAGAAAACUGAUGAAAAAGAUGUGAAAGAUGCUGCUGAUAAGAAGGAAGAAAAGAAAAAAGAGGAGAAAGCCACACCAAAGAAAGAGGUGAAAAAGAAGGAGGUGAAAAAAGAUGAAGUUAAGAAGGAGGUCAAAAAAGACGUAAAGAAAGAUUUGAGGAAAGACUCUCCAAUGAAGGCCAGCAAAAAGGAGGACAAGAAAGAAGUAAAGAAAGAGGAUAAAGAUCACAAAAAAGAUGUUUCAAAGCCUACCAGUCUGAAAAAGACUGCCGCCUCUUCAGCUGACGCAAAGAAAGCUGCACCAAAACCAAAGCCACUGAAAAAAGAUGAUGCUUCAAAGAAGGACGGAAGCCCUCUGAAGUCCAAGGAGAAAGGCAAGGUCAAGGCCACCAAGAAGGAGAAGACAACAAGCGAGGCCAAAACGGGAGCUGCCGCAGCAGCAGCUGCUGCUGCUGUAGGUGUUGCAGCUGGUCUGAAGGCAGCUGAUGCCCUGGAAGAGGAAAGGUCUCUUAUGUCAUCUCCAGAGGACCUGACUAAAGACUUUGAGGUGCUCAAAGCAGAGGAAAUCAUUGAAGACGAAGAGGCUCUGCCACAGACUCAUGUCGAGGACACUGACUCAGCUGUGUUAGUGCAACGUGAAGAAAUUUUGCUCGCCAAGGAGUCCCCAGAUACUGGUGAGUCUGUGGACGAGGGCAUAACGACCACAGAACCGGAAGGGGAGAGUGGAGAGACUCCAGAUGAGGCGGAACCAAAGGGGAAAGUCAGCAGCACCACGAGUGAGAAGCUUGAAGAUGAAGGAACAGGUCUUGAGGAAUCAUCUGACGCUGCAGACGUUGAGGAAUCAGAAGAGGAGGAUCAAAGAAUUAAAGAGAUUAAGUCAGGGGUGACAACAAAGGAGGAGGUCGCGAAGAAACCGGACAGUCCAAAGGUGUGCUCCCCUGUUUCUCCUGCUGCUUCAAUUCAUGAUGACUUUGGAGAAGGCCCUGGCAGUGCACGUACCUCAGAUGAUGAGAACCGAGACUACCCUUCACAACAAAGCAGGUCUGGGUUGAAAAUCAAGAUGGAACCACCAAAGCAGCGGGAAAAUCUGUUCACCUCUACUUCACCAAGGGUGUGCUCCCCCAUUUCUCCCGCUGCCUCAAUUCACGAUGAAUACCUUCCAGAAGGCUCUGGCAGUGAGCCCGCUUCAGAUGAUGAAAACCGAGAAUACACAACUUCAGGACAUACCAUGUCCACCAUGGACAUCUCCAGUGUGCCAACACCCAUGGAUGAAAUGUCAACUCCGAGAGACAUCAUGAGUGAGGAGACAACAAACGAUGAAUCUGAAUCUCCUUCACAGGACAUGGCUAAGUUUGGCGGGGCAAAGUUGGCCAGUGAGUUUGAGAGGAAGAAGCUUCCAAAACUUUUCGAUGGGCAUGAAUCAGACAAGAGUGAACCCACAGAAGGUGAAGACUAUCCUGCCUCAGCCUCGACAAUCUCUCCCACGUCCUCCGUGGAAGAAGACAAAGUUGCCCAGUUUUUUGAGGAGGAACAGGAUGGGUUCAAGUCACCUGUAGACAGGAGCAAAUUUAGCCUCCAUACUUCGAGGCUGAAUUUUGACUCUGCACUCGGGCCGAUAGUGAGAUCGCCAUCUGGUGACAAGAAUGUAAACAUGACCUUCAUCACCUCAGGAAUUGCUUCUCCUAUUGAAUUAGGUACUACCCUUGCUGGGGUAGUAGAGUUUGGUGAGAGUGUACUGAGUCCAGAUGAAAAGACCCUGGAAGGGACCUCUUCACCACAGUCUGCUGGACACACUCCAUACUACCAGUCUCCCUCAGAGGAGAAAGGGGGAACCAUUAUUUCUGAUGCAGGAGCCAAAAAGGAUGGACCAUUGAUUGUGGAAGUCACAAGUGACAAAGAGGACUCCAAGACACAUAGCCCUGUGGAUGGACCAGUUCUUAAGGCAAGGUCUCCAGUAGACAAAUCACCAAUGGAGAAAUCGGCCUCUCCUAUGGGUAGUCCAACAACCUCUGAAGCAGAAUCUCCAACCAAAGGAGGAAAAGGAGGGAAGGGGUUGCCAUUUAAAGAAGAGAGCAAAAUGUCAAUUUCCUCUGACAAGUCAGCAACUGCAUUUGACGACGCUGUCGCAGAGGAUACAUUCUCCCACGUUGCAUCUGUUUCAACUUCCUUGGCGACCAGCUCUCUUCCAGAGCCUACAACCGACGAUGUCUCACCAUCUCUGCAUGCCGAGGUAGGCUCCCCCCACUCAACAGAAGUGGAUGACUCCCUCUCCGUCUCUGUAGGCCAAGCAACUGCUUUCCAAGAAACUGAGGUCUCUCCCUCUAAGGACGACAUCCCAAGGCCAAUGUCCAUCUCCCCAGACACCUCACCCAAAAUGGCCAAGGGCAAAAUGUCACUGCAGGAGCCCAAGUCUCCUGAGCAGUCCACUGCACAGCUGUCCCAGGCCUCACCAGAUCACUCUAUGGCCUCUGACUUCAGCAAGCAGUCCCCACAGCACCCCUCCACACCAGGCACUCUUGGGGCCACUGAAAAUGGACCCACAGAGGUCGACUGUAGCCCCUCAGCAGAGAAGCCUUGGCUUUUUAAAGAAGACAAAGACUUCACUCGCGCUGGCUCAGCGUCCCCAUCCGAGGCCUCCCAGUCCACUCCCUCCGUCACGACUCCUUGUCAGUUUGGGGGACCUAGCCACAUUUCUCCAAGUGCACCACCUUUGUCAGACCCUCCUACACCCAAAGCAUCCUCCCUCACACACUCUCCUGUUUCCCCAGAUACUUCAGUGAUUUUGGGCAACACCAAUCUCGCCAAGGAGACUAAUCCCUUUAAAUGUGAGUCCACAUCUCCAGUCAGUCCCAAAGCACCUUCAUUUGACAAGUCACCAACGUCUCCAUGUUGUGGCGCCUCAAGCUUUGAUUCCAGAGAUCCAGACAGCUCCAAGAAAACCACGUGUGGCCCAUCCAGGACCGAUGUCGAUCUGUGCCUGGUGAAAUCCUGUGAAUACAAGCACCCAAAGACAGAGCUGUCACCGUCUUUCAUCAAUCCAAAUCCACUCGAGUACUUCAUGAAUGAGGAGAACGCAGCGCAGGAGGAGGAGAAGCCUCUGACCAAGUCCGGAGGUGGUCCUCCUCCCCCUGGAGGGAAACACCAUGGCAAACAGUGUGAGGAAACCCCUCCCACAUCGGUGAGUGAAUCCGCUCCCUCUCAAACAGACUCUGAUGUUCCCCCCGGCACGGAGGAAUGUCCAUCCAUUACGGCUGAUGCCAACAUAGACUCAGAGGAUGACUCUGAGACACUGCCCACUGAUAAGACCCUCCUGUAUCGUCAUGCCGACCCUCCCCCGGCAACUGCCCGUGAUGCCGCUCCGUCCCCGCCCCAUCCUGACGUCUGCAUGGUGGACCCAGACGCCUUGGCAACAGAGGCGAGCAACCAGGUCAAGGAUGAAACGAAAGAGGCGGAGGGAGAAAAGCCCAAAAAGAAAAAGACAGGCACAGGCAAGAAGUCUGCAUCGCCAGCAAGAAAGAGUGGCCUUUCGAAGUCAAGUGCACUGAAGGAGACGAAGGCUGCAGCAUCCCCGAAAAAGAGUGGUGGCACUAAAGGAGAGGGAAAGGAUGCAAAGAAUGCCACAAACACUUCAGCCUCCCGCGGUGCGAAAAAUGCAACUUCAGGGAGUGGCAAAGCCCCCAGUCUGCCCUCAGUUCCCAACUGCCCCCCAAUGUACAUGGACCUGGUCUACAUCCCAAACCACUGCAGUGCCAAGAAUGUGGACGCCGAGUUCUUCAAGCGCGUCCGCUCUGCGUACUACGUAGUCAGUGGGAACGACCAGGCAGCCCAGGAGCCCAGCAGGGCCGUGCUGGACUCUCUACUGGAGGGGAAAUCACAGUGGGGAAACAACAUGCAGGUGACCCUGAUCCCGACCCACGACUCGGAGGUGAUGAGGGAGUGGUACCAGGACACCCACGAGAAGCAGCAGCAGAUGAACAUCAUGGUCCUGGCCAGCAGCAGCACUGUGGUCAUGCAGGACGAGUCCUUCCCCGCCUGCAAAAUCGAGCUGUGAAAACCCCCAAGGAUGCUACCACCACCUGCUAGCCUGGUGUUGUCACUCACGGGCAGCCCUAUAGCACUGGGUUUUACUGUAGUGGAAAUGCAAAUCAAAACACAAAGUCAAAAAAAUAGUCUCAAUUCCUUCCCAAAUCCAAAUCCAAAUCAAAUCGUAAAACGGUGUGAGGUCAGAAGAUAUCCCAUGUUAUAUUUAUCUCAUUUAACUGGUCAGACACAGAUGCAUUUUAAUUGAACAUGAAUUUAGCAAACUUCGAUUGAACAUACUGUACUGUAUGAAAUAUAUUUCCGAUCAGAGUGAUAAUGAAUGGGCGCAGUAUGUUGGAAAGUGUUUCAGUGAGAUUGUGCCAGGCGGUGAUGUUUACUCUGAAGAAAGCUGAAAAUGUAAAAAAAAGUGUGAGGUGUUGGAGUUCCAUAGUACCUCUCGUUAGCAUCAAUUUGAAAGUUUUAUAACAAUGAUAGACCUGUAAAGAAACUGUGGAGACACUAUUGUUUAACAUCACAGUAUUGUUGAACAGCACAGUGCAUGUGGGUUUGUUUAGACUUGUACAAUGUAUGUUGAAUGUUUUCAAAGAGGCGCAUGUAAAGGAGACAGGGCUAAGGUGAACCCAGUCUAGUUAGCAAAGUAGCUUGAUGAACCACGAAAGCCUGAAGAGGAAGUUAACAAAACGCGGUGUUAGCGCACAGUAGCCUAAAGCUCAUAUCAACAUGAAUGUUAUGUCCAACAGACAAACUAUUCUCAAUAACAGCUCAAUUACUAUAAUAAUAACGGCAACAUAACACUAAUACUAAACAUCCCUCACAACAAUACUGAAAUCUACACACCAAAGGAGGAUGGAUGAUUUUAUUCAAAAUGCCUUAGAAUGUGAAUUGAAUGUACACCAUGAUUGAUGCACUUACUUUGGAGAACAGGUGUGAACUAAACAGAGAUAGAAGAUGAGCAUAAUUCAAAGGCGCUUCCUCGCAGAAUGAGAAAAUGAAAUGAACAAGCCGAAAACAAACAAUGCUCUUCGUUCUGUCGCUGCAGAAUUGCUAUCCACUCGCAAAGGGCCAACCACCGUAUCUAUCUCGAUGCAACACAGUCACUGUGAAAUGACUGAAAUCCCCAAUAUACUCAAAGGCAUCCAAGCAAGAGCCCGUGCCGCUGCAAACAGUAACAUUAAUGUUUUUAUUUGUCAAAAACUACAUUAGAAUGAUGAACAUAAUAAUGAGCUUCCUCAAGUUUAACUGAUGUCAUGCAGGAGCUUAGCCUAGCAACGCUAGCUUGUCACAGACAGGGCAAGAACUAUUUUGGCAUGCACACCUGAGUCCAUAGGUUACUUCAGGUUACCAUGGUGUUUAGCUCCUAGUGUCAUACUUGUCCAUUUUUGUUUUGC